This is a messenger RNA of Aphis gossypii (cotton aphid), 2160 nucleotides long. RefSeq lists its product as uncharacterized. The record is from RefSeq and is a predicted model, not a curated record. NCBI's taxonomy places the organism in Eukaryota, Metazoa, Arthropoda, Insecta, Hemiptera, Aphididae.
AUGGCUGGUUCAAUUGGAGACAUGGCUGUAGUGUACAAGAAGAAGAAUUUCACAUAUGUACCUCCGACACCGCCUGCAGAACUGAUUGAUUCUACGUCAUAUACAUUGGACUUUGUCGCCCGUAAGUUUUUGAAUGUUGGAUAUGAUUCGGAAGACAAGUUCAAUAUUGUUAUUCAUAUAAUAACACCGUCACGCUAUCCUACCAGUGUACCAUCGUUCGACUGUUUAGACAAUACAGCUGAUGGAUUUGAUUCAGACAAUUUUGCACAGUACCCUCCAUGGUAUAAUAACCGGGUAAUCCAUUCACCACCAAGCAUUGCUGUUGAUGAAAACGACGGUCCAACGCCUUUCAACAAAUCACCAUCUAUUCUAGACAGCAAGCCCACGAAAAAGCGGAGUUCUGAAACCUCAACCCGCAACCACCUCAACCUCAACCCGCAACCACCUCAACCUCAACCGCCGCCGCCUGAUCGCUGCCCGUUGGUUUUCACCCGUAAAGAUAAUUUAGUCAGACAUGGGAAAACUCAUACCGGUAUUCGUUUUCCAUGUACUAUAUGUCAGUCAACAUUUACAUACAAAACCAGUCUCACCAAACAUUUGAAAAAUGCUCAUGGCAUCGCUCCGUCUUAUAGCCAGCCUGCAUCUCAACCAGUACGACAGAGUGUCAUACAGUUCGCGCCUCGCAUUGCUCCACAGAUCCAGAUUACCCCUCAAAUUUCCGUUCCCGAUGGCUCAGCCGGUAGAUCAAAUAUGUUAACCGAAGACGAGAUGUGUAUGCAAGCCAUGGACGAAUUUGAGAAUAAAGAUUCUUAUACUACGGGCGUUAACGGGAAACGUGUUUCGACCGCCAACACCACCUCGGCUGCUAGGGUAAAAAAGACGCGGAUGGAUAUGGUGAAGGUUCCCGGGUUUAAUGAAAUUUUGUCGUCCGCGAGUCAUAAAAUAGUUCGGUACUAUGCUAAAAACAUCAGAAAUGUAAAAAUAUAUUCAGACUUUCUACGUGGGCUAAUGACCGAGCUAGUCAGUUUGUUAAAAACCCACGUACAAAAACAUGCAAUUAAAUUUAACCUUAAGCUCGAGGCGACUUACAACCGCCCCAACGUGCCGAACUCGUCAGAGAACAGGGCGUUCAAGACCUCGGCGAUAGAAAUUUAUCCAGAUAGCGACAUUAGAACGAUUGUAGAGAGAGCAUAUAUAAAGUUGAUGAAGGAGGAGGAAGAAUAUAAAUCACGCGGAAGUGGAUUUACACUAGAGUCGAUAGACGGACUAUUGUUGGCGGUCUACAAAUAUAUGCCAAUGGGUGGAUCAUCGUAUAUACAAUUACCGGAAUUUAUUGAAAGGAAGCGGGGGACAAUAAAUCCACAAAAUGUAGAUCAGGAAUGUUUCAAGUGGGCAAUACUAGCGAGACACGUGACGGGGCCGCCGGUAUACCGAGUUAGUGAAAACUAUAGGCAGCACGAGGGAAAAUAUAAUUUUGACUGUAUUUCGUUCCCGACUCCGAUGUCAGACAUAUCAAAAUUUGAAAAAAAUAACCCAAACGUGACCGUUAAUGUUUACGGCUUGGAAAAAAAGUUUCAACCACCGAAGAAAUUCCCCACAUACGAGGUGUACCCGCUGCGUGUGGUAGAUGAGGAGAAAUCAGACCACUUCGAUCUGAUGCUGGUUACGGAUGAAGACAAUGCACAUUACAUAUACAUUUCUAAUUUUUCCCGUCUCAUACGUGCGCAGAAAACUAGACAUGAAGAGAGAGUAGUGUUUUGCAAGAAGUGUUUCACAUCAUUCGAUGACAGGCGGCAUAAAUACAAGUUGAGCGGACGGGAGGCGUUAACUCAGCAUAAGCUUAUAUGCGGUGCACAUAAGCCAAUAUUACCGGUGAUGCCGAAAGAAGGCGAGUGUCUGCGAUUUGAAGCAUGGAGAAAAACUCAGAGACAUCCUAUAGUAAUAUAUGCGGAUUUUGAGACACUGCUAGUUAAGACGGACGAGGUGAAGGGAAAAAAUACGAAGAUUGUUCACAAACAUGAGGCUAUGAGCUAUGGUCUCAUUGUGAAGGCGAGCAAUGACGUACCGGCAGAGCUAUUAGCGAGAUACGAGAUACCAACGGAACCAAUAUUAUAUCGAGGAAGUGAGAGUCGGCGUGAUGUGGUGGCGACAUUUUGUUGA